Nothobranchius furzeri (turquoise killifish) is the source of this 4766-nucleotide messenger RNA. RefSeq names its product neurotrimin (gene ntm). The record is from RefSeq and is a predicted model, not a curated record. NCBI's taxonomy places the organism in Eukaryota, Metazoa, Chordata, Actinopteri, Cyprinodontiformes, Nothobranchiidae.
AAAGAGGGUUGAUGACAGGAAAUGAGAGACAGAGACUCAACAAAUGAUAACUCGUAACUGCUCUAGAGGUAAUCUGGGGAGUGUUAAAGGCUUGUUAAAUAAUUUGGUGCUUUGUCAGAACACUAGAAGGGACUGACUGAAGAAAUGACACUGAACUGAGAGGUGUCUGGUCUGAUCUGGUCAGCUCUGUUCAGCGCUGCCAGUAGCAGAUUUGGAUUAAGCUAAUGAGCUAGAGGAGUAAUCUCCAAGGAGGGUUACAGAAGCACUUUGUCAGUCCUCCGAAGGGUAGAGGGUUGAAGAUGACUAUCCACAGAAAUUUGAUCACCUUGUGCAGAUACACAGCUCUUUUCUCUAUCAAGGUUUUGAUUUUAGUGCCCUCGAGUUCACUGGUUUACAGCCAAGGAGUUUCCAACAGCAAGGUAAUGGACAUCACCGUACGGCAGGGAGAGACGGUUUUCCUCAGAUGUGAACAGGGAGAUAAGGUGACACACACAGCAUGGCUGAACCGGUCCAGUAUACUGUAUGCAGGAGAAGACAAGUGGUCCGUGGAUCCCAGGGUAAGCCUGGUGACUCUUAAUCAGGAGCAGUUCACAAUCAAGAUUGAAAAUGUGGACAUGACCGAUGAAGGCCAGUAUGUGUGUGCAGUUCAGACAAGCAGCCAACCAAAGACAACCACAGUUCAACUUCUUGUCCAAGUGCCACCAAAAAUCAUCAACUUUUCAAGAGACAUUGUGGUCAACGAAGGCUCUAAUGUCACACUGAUGUGUCAAGCCAGUGGGAAACCAGCGCCUUCCUUCAACUGGAAUUUCAUCUCAAAUUCAGGUGACCUGGCAUCGGAUGGUGGUUAUCUGGAAAUUUUGUCUAUUUCCAGAGAGAGAGCAGGGACAUACGAGUGCACAGCUGUCAACGAUAUCGACACAGAUAUGCAGACUGUAGACAUCACGGUCAAUUAUGCUCCAGCUGUGUCAGAAGGGAGAGAUGUCGGGGUGGCUCUGGGCCAGAAGGGAGUGCUGGAGUGUGAGGCUGAUGCAGUUCCUGAGGCAGAUUUUGAGUGGUAUAAAGAUGACAGAAGGAUGUUCUAUGGCCUUGAUGGUAUGGAAUUUGUCAGCAGUGGAUCACUGUCAAAGCUGACCUUCUUUAAUGUGUCUGAUGAGGACUUUGGAAACUACACUUGUGUUGCCAUCAACAAGCUCGGAAGCUCAAAUACCAGCUUCCUUCUGUAUGUCCAGGAUGGCAGUGGCGCUGAAAAGGCACUAAACACUAAUACUGGUCUUUUUUUGAUAGCUUUGGUGUUCUUUCUGUUCCACGUUUGAAAUUGGAUUUGAAUGCAGUUGCUGGCAUAUGUAAGAAUGUGCUAAAUAUGGUUUGGUACUCCCUUCUUGUAGAUUGUAGGAAUUUUACAGAAAUAUUUGUCAAGCAUGUUGUACAAAUAAUUGUCAUUUGAAUAGAAAUAUUUUCAAGACCAUUUUUUAAAUUACUUCAAUUAUUUUUUAAUAAUGACUAGAUUCAUGAAGACCUUUUUUAUGUACGACAUCUUUAGUUUUGGAAGACAUUUGACUUUUCAUCCAAGAAGCUUUCUCAAAUCAACUAACACUAUCAGGUUCUUGGUGUGGAAAAACUGCUUUGAAACGAGAAGAAACCUCCAGUAUAACCACAACUGGGAUGGGUGGCCUUCUGCUCAGACCAACUGGGGUCUAAGAAGACAGGAAAAGGACAACCACAAAUAGGUUAGACCAGUCAUCAUUUCUAUAUAUUUAUACAUGCAGUGCAAAUAAAAAGCCAGCAGAGUGAGAAAGUGUGGUCAACAUGGCCUCCAGCAGACUUAGCCUAUAGCAGCAUAACCAAAGGGGUGAGCCAGGAUAACCCAAGUUAAGCCUAACUAGACGAUUUAUCAAAACAUGUCUGACACCUAGAAAAAAUGCUGGAAGUGCUGCAGGGGUGUAAAAAAUUAUCUGGUACUCUCCCUGGUGCUUUUCAGCCAAGGGAUCCACAUGAAUGUAUAGCAAAAAGAGGUCUGAGGCACUCAGGAGAUCGAAAGAAAAAAGCCUUUAUUGACACAUGGCUUAAAUGGUUAAAAACUUUCUGCCGAGGUAAUUUCACAUUUGUGAGUAUUUCUCCUUUUAAUAGGAUUUUUCAGAAUGUAAAAGUUUUUUUUGUGCAAUACUGGUCAUCUAAUCAUGAUGCUGUCUACCUGCCCAUCUUCAGCAGGUGUCACUGAUUUGUCGUCUUUACAAGGAAGUGAGAGGACCUACAAACAUUUUGAGCCCUGACGAAGGCCCUGUGGGCUGAAACGCGUCGGCAGAAAGUUUUUAACCAUUUAAGCCAUGUAUCAAUAAAGGCUUUUAGCUUUCCAUCUCCUGAGUGCCUCAGACCUCUUUUUGCUAUACAUGUCUGAAACCUAGUCCUAUAAAGACAGGGUAUCUGCCUCACACAAUGGAUCUGGAAGCGAGUGGCCUGGGGACUGAAAACUGUGCCUCCCAUUCUACGUCUCUCCAGAGUCUGAAAGUCAAGUGCUCAGCUGGGAACAUCUAGAACAAGAAGAUGCAACAGAUAAUGAAGUAAUGCUAAAACGGGAAAAGUCUAGUCUCUUCUUCUGACUCAUCUUUAAGAAAACCUUUAGAACACCCUGAUAAUUCAAAAUUGCAGUAACUGUCUAGAAGAAAGAUGCACAGUGUGUCUUUUGAAAGCACUUUGGCAUGGUGAGGAGGGAAUAUUGCAACACUGGUGCUGCCAAGCCAAGCGUGAAACAACAGCAGACUUCUGAAUGAAGUGCUAAGCUAACGCCAGCAAUGGAUAGGUAUAUUCACAUGGGACAGCAGUAGUUCAGGAGGUAGAGCAGGUUGUCCCGUGAUUGGAAGGUUGAAGGUUCAACCCCGGCUGACAAGAGAAUGCUGAUGUUGUGUCCUUGGGCAAGAUACUUAACCCACAUUGCCGGUGGUUGGAGGGACCGGUGGCGCCUGUGUUUAGCAGGCCACACCUCUGUCAGUGUGCCCCAGGGCAGCUGUGGCUACAUCGUAGCUCAAUACCACCAGCGUGUGAAUGGGUGAAGGAUGGAUUGAGUUGUGAAGCACCUUGGGGGGUUGUAGUACCCUAUGAAGGCGCCAUACAAAUUCAGGCCAUUUUACUUAUUUUAAUUUCCGGUAGUGCCGAAUAUUCAGAUUUUUAUUUUACUUCCACAGAAUGAAAAUCUCCAUUAGAUAUUACAGAAAACUGGGUCAGCUCAGGCUUGGCACCUCCACAAACGCUCACACACGCUGUGACUGACUUCUGUACGCAAGCGGAUGUCGAAAGCUAUUGGCUGAUGAAGAGUGGCGGUUACAUAAUUCUAGCUUAUAGAUAUGGAUGUAUGGUCUGGCCACGACCCGUUGACAGAGCUCAGUCGCAGCGCAGAAUUUACUAAUUUGACCAAUCCCUGUGGGGGGCGGUGCGCUGCAGCAGAGGCUGGGCUAGGGAACUAAGCACAUCCGUCGUAGUUGUUUCGCUUCCUUGCAUCAUCCUGCCCACCAAACCGAUAGAGUGCUGUGAUUGUCCAGACACAAGACUGGCCAGGCCUGUUGAGGCUCCAGUGGAGCGUGGCUAGUCAGACCUGCAGACCAAAAUCAUUUUGCUUCCAUUACUGGGUCUAAAUUUCUAGGCCAACAUAAUUCCUGACAAGAGGGGAAAACUGCAGAUUUCUGCUUGAAGACUCAACUCUAACAUUUAAGAGCUUUUCACAAAUAACUGCAAACCCGAGUUUAUUGUUCAUCUCUAAACGUCGGACUUGUUUUACCCAUUUACUCACUAAAUGAUUUAUUCCUCAGUAGGGUCACAGGGAGCUGGUGUCUUCUCAACAUCCAACUUAAAGGCUGCUGGAGUUAGACAGCUUGAACAGGUUGCCACUACUGGGCCACAUGGAGACAAACAAGCAUUCACAGAGGAGUUACCAGUUUUCCAAACAUGCAGUUUUUCUCUGUGAAAAAACACAAUACCCAUGAAAACCCCACAAACCAUCUCCACAGACAUACAACAAGACAGCCAGGUCCCCACUGGUCCACAUCUAGAUGGCAACUCACAUUCUGAGCAUAAGGGGCACUCUGUGAGGUCAGUAAUGUUCACAGCUUGGAAAGAGAAGGCAGACGUUUAGAAACAGGAGUAAAGGCUCACCUGAUGUAGAAAUAACUCCUAAAAGAGAUGAGAAAGCUCUCAGAUGAAAAGUAGCUCCAAUUUGGUUUCAAUAGUAAAGUGUUUUAAUUUUGUUUUGGUUUCAUCUCUAGGAAAGUGGGGAGGGAGAUUAAUGUAAAAUACCUCAAAAUAAAAGUGUCUGUGUUCUGUAAAAUGUCAACGGUGUCCAUUGGGAAUGUUUGGUUCUUCUUUUGAGCACAAAUAAUGUACUGAUAGUGUUCUGCAGUUCAAUAGUUAAUUAAAUGUAACAUGUUUAAAUAUGCAAUCAUUUACAAAUAUAUUCCAGUUUUACUUGUUUUGUUGUGCUUUAAUCAUACGACUUUAAAUAACAACAUGGAGAAGAAAAUUAUGUAAAUAUUAGAAAGAAGUAACUCAAAUGAUGAACAUAUUUAUAUCCAUGUCCAAGUAUUUGGCACCUUUACACAUAGAUUAUAAAUGUUUAACCCUUAUGCACUACUAGGGCAUUUGUGUGACAGACAUGUUUUUGUGAAUAGUUUUGGCUGUGCUUAAGAAAUGUAUCCAUUUUUAUUUUCUCGAAAGGAUGUGUAUUUGGGGGGAAUUACCCCCCCCCCCAAAAAAAUAAAUAAAAAUAUUCCCUUACUCCA